Molecule: messenger RNA, 4165 nt
Organism: Schistocerca cancellata (South American locust)
Lineage: Eukaryota; Metazoa; Arthropoda; Insecta; Orthoptera; Acrididae
Gene: Top1
Product: DNA topoisomerase I, mitochondrial
Exons: 18
Coding region: 109-3189 (1026 amino acids)
Biological process (GO): DNA replication; chromosome segregation; DNA topological change
Cellular component (GO): nucleolus; chromosome
Molecular function (GO): DNA binding; DNA topoisomerase type I (single strand cut, ATP-independent) activity
Source: RefSeq, a predicted model, not a curated record
CACCGGAAUUUCGGGACUUUGAUUCCGAACGGUGUUCGGCGUCUGGUCGUUCACAGGUCUCCCAACUGCGGACAGCACAGCGGAGCAGUAGGCUAGCAUAUUUGUAAAAUGAACCUUGAAGUACCUGGCGAUGAACUUUCUUUAGAGUCUGAAAGAAAUGCAAAGGAAAACCGGAGUCCACCAGGAAAUGUGCCUGAAGUGGGACAGCUUGUCGUUAAUGGCAUUUCUAAUGGCUACCAAGAGAAGCAUUCCAAAAAGGAACACAAGUCUGAACAUAAGGAGAAACACAGAGACAAAGAAAGGCACAAAGACAAGCACAAGGAGCAUCGGGACAAAGACAGAGACAAGGAGAAGCAUAGAGACAAAAGUUCAAGUGGAAAGGAUAAAGAAAAACAUAGCAGUAGCAGUAGCAAAGAUAAGGACAGAGACAGGGAUAGAGAGAAGGACAAAGAAAGGGAAAAGGAUAAGGAUAAAGACAGAGAAAGGGACAAGGAUAAAGUGAGAGAGAAGGAAAAAGAGCGAGACAAGGAUAAAGAGAAGAAACACAAAGAUGAAAGAAAGGAUAAGGACAGAGAACAUAAAAGUAGUUCUUCAAGUAAAGACAAGGAACACAAGAGCUCAAGUUCAGAAAAAGAACAUAAAAGUUCCAGUUCCAGCAAAGACAAAGACAAACACAGCAGCAACAGCUCGAGUAAAGAUAAGGACAAGGAUCGGCAUAGCAGUUCUUCUCAUCGCGACAAGGAGAAGGACAGAGAUAAGCACAGUUCCUCCUCUAGCAAGGAUAAAGAAAGGCACAGUAGUUCAAGUAAGGAAAAAGUUAGCUCUAGCUCUGAUAAGAAGCACAGUGACAAGGAGAAACACAGAAGUAAAGAAAAGGACCAAAAGGACAAAGUUAAAAGUAAGGAAGGCGAGCACCACAAGGAAAAGAAAGAAAAAGUUGAAAGGAUAGAACAACAAAUUGAGGUAAAAAUUAAGGAUGAGGUUCCUGAAGAGUCAGCUGAAAUGACUGAUGGCUAUCAAUCGGUCCCAGAAUAUCAGCCUGUUGAAGAUUUUAAAGAGGAACCCGAAUUUGAAGAUGGUGAAGCUAGUGGUGGUGAUGGUGAUGGUAUUACCAAUGAAAACAGCCUGCUUGAAGAGACUUCAUUGAGUAAUAUGGACCAUAGCAACACUUAUAUCAAGACAGAAUUAGAUAAUAUUAAAAUUGAGGAUAAUAGCUAUUACUCUGUGAAAAGUGAAGAAGAUACAGAGGAUGAUGUGCCACUGGCUUCACGCGCUUCUCCAGCUAUAAAGCGUAAGGUUGAGGACUCGGAAGAUGAUAUGCCACUUUCAGCCCGCAAAAAGGUUAAAAAAGAAAAAAAGAAACGAGAAGCUGAAAGUGAAGAGGAAGAAGACUUCAAACCAAAGAAAAAGAAAAAGGUGAAAGAACCGAAAGUUAAAACAGAAGACAAGCUUCCUGAGUCACCAAGAAAAAAGAAAAAGGAGGAAGAGCAACAAGAGGUCUGGAAAUGGUGGGAAGAGGAAAAGCAUACGGAUGGUAGGAAGUGGACAUUCCUGGAACACAAAGGACCUGUAUUUGCGCCACCAUAUGAAAGGUUGCCACCUGAUGUUAAGUUUUAUUAUGAUGGUGAAGAAAUGGCGCUCUCUGAGGAAGCAGAAGAGGUUGCUACAUUCUAUGCUCGUAUGUUAGACCAUGACUAUACUACCAAAGAAGUAUUCAACAAGAACUUUUUCAAAGACUGGCGUAAGGUAAUGACAGAAAAGGAACGGGCGAAGAUAACAGAUUUAUCAAAAUGCAAUUUUAAGCACAUGCAUGCUUAUUUUGUUGCAAAAUCUGAGGAAAGAAAAAAUAUGAGCAAGGAAGAGAAAAAGAAAAUUAAAGAACAGAAUGAAGAGAUUACAAAGAUUUAUGGUUUCUGUGUAUGUGAUGGACAUAAGGAAAAGAUAGGAAAUUUUAAAAUUGAGCCUCCAGGGCUUUUCAGAGGACGGGGUGAGCAUCCAAAAAUGGGUAUGCUUAAAAGGAGAGUAAUGCCUGAAGAUGUAAUUAUUAACUGCAGUAAGGAUGCUGUUGUGCCAAAGCCUCCAGAGGGUCACAAAUGGAAGGAAGUAAGACACGACAACAAUGUUACAUGGCUCGCAAGUUGGACUGAAAAUGUACAAGGACAAGUGAAAUACAUCAUGCUGAACCCAUCUUCAAAAUUGAAAGGUGAAAAAGAUUGGCAGAAAUAUGAGACAGCCCGAAAGCUUGCAAAAAGUAUUGAGAAGAUUCGGGCAGAAUAUCGUGAAGACUGGAAAUCAAAGGAAAUGCGUAUCAGACAAAGAGCUGUUGCUUUAUAUUUCAUUGAUAAGCUGGCACUUAGGGCUGGUAACGAGAAGGAUGAAGAUCAAGCAGACACAGUCGGUUGCUGUUCACUACGUGUUGAACACAUAUCUUUGCAUGAAGAGAAGGAUGGGAAGGAAUGUGUGGUAGUAUUUGAUUUCCUCGGUAAGGAUUCCAUAAGAUAUUACAAUGAAGUGUCUGUUGAGAAACGAGUAUUUAAGAAUUUGCAACUCUUCAUGGAAAACAAAUCCACUGGGGAUGAUUUGUUUGAUAGACUUAACACUUCAAUAUUGAACAAACAUCUGAAUGAGCUAAUGGAAGGAUUAACUGCCAAAGUUUUCCGAACAUACAAUGCUUCUAUCACAUUGCAAGAACAGCUUAAACAGUUGACUAAUCCUGAUUUCACAGUUGCUGAAAAGAUUUUGGCAUACAAUCGUGCAAACCGUGCAGUGGCAAUACUUUGUAACCAUCAAAGAUCUGUUCCAAAAACACAUGCUAAAAGUAUGGAGAAUCUGAAGAACAAAAUUGAAGCCAAAAAGGAACAAUUGGAGGAAGCAGAAAGGCAGUAUAAGCAGGCAAAAAGAGAGUACAAAAAUUUUGAAUCGGCCAAAAACAAGAUAGACAUGGAUAAGAGGAAAAAAGCUCUAGACAGAAUUAAAGAACAGUUGUCCAAGUUAGAAGUUCAGGCAACAGACAAGGAAGAAAAUAAGGAAAUUGCUUUGGGAACAUCCAAGCUUAAUUAUCUUGAUCCGCGUAUAAGUGUGGCAUGGUGCAAAAAGUUUGGUGUUCCUAUUGAGAAGAUAUACAACAGAACACAGCGUGACAAGUUUCGUUGGGCUAUUGAUAUGGCUGGACCUGACUAUGUGUUUUAAUGACAAUCCUAUUAGUUUUAUUGGCAAGUGUGAAGAUCGUAUUGUGUGUGAACUUGAGAUGGGGCCAUCAAAAUUAGUUAAGACCUUGUGUGCAGAAAGGUACCAGAAGAAUCUUAUUUAAGUUUUAAUAUGUUCAUGAAAUAGACAAUAAACACUUCAAGCAGUGUUUGCUGCUGGUUUUAUUGUGUUAGGUAAAUUACAAUGGUGAUUCUGAUGAAACAAGACUAUAUGCAAAACACAAAAGUUUUGUAUAGUGUGUGGGUACUAAAAGCAUCAGUAACUAGAGUACAUAUUUUAAAUUGAAUAUAUUGAUGUUGUCUAUUGUAUUAAAUUGUGUUAUGAAAUCUAUAUUUUUUAAUUUUGAGUAAAUUUUCUUAUUGUUGACAUGCAAGUGAACAUUCCUCCACAGCAUGAAAUGCAUACAUGUGGAGUAGUAAUAGCUGUGCAUGUUGAGUUUCAAGCAUGUUAUUUUGGUACAACUGUUUUAAAAGCUUUGUGAUAAGUUUUAAUUUGCUGUGUGACAUGGAAAAACAAGAUGCAAUAUGUAAAUACGGACUAUAUAUAACACUUAAAUUUUGCUCAUCAGUGAACACUUCCUUUGAUGGUAGGCAGUGAAAUUAUUUACGAUUAAAUCCAAGAGAAAGUUUUGUUUAACGUGAACAUUUGUGUGAUAAUGGCAAAGAAAGAAAGAAAGAUGAUUCUAUUGCAGAUAUUUCAUUAGUUUUCUGUUGGAGUGCGAGUCAUUUACAAAGGUGUUAUAUAAAGACAGUGAAAUUGUUAUGCAAUUAGAGAAAGUAUGUGAUGUGACCAUUUUAUGACAAAGAUUUAUACAGCACCUGUAAAUUUACUGAGAAUAUUCUUGUAUAUUACAAGGUUCCAGUGACUUUUCACAUUUUAUUUAUUAUUUUUUGUUUUUGGAAUAGUAUUAUAUCUGUAUGUAGCAGAUACUGUGAAAUUACAUUAUUUCACCAGAUUA